Messenger RNA from Trifolium pratense (red clover), 2339 nucleotides. Its product is annotated as protein PHOSPHATE STARVATION RESPONSE 1-like. The coding region runs from base 473 to 1924 and encodes 483 amino acids. Gene Ontology annotation, molecular function: DNA-binding transcription factor activity; DNA binding. The record is from RefSeq and is a predicted model, not a curated record. Lineage: Eukaryota; Viridiplantae; Streptophyta; Magnoliopsida; Fabales; Fabaceae. The transcript has 9 exons.
UUUUUUUGAUAGAACCACUUAUAUAUUUUGCCCAUUGUGUAAAAGGAAAGAACAUUUUUCAUUUUUCAUAAUCAUAUGGUGGUGCUGGUGCAAACCAAACCAAACAAAACCUCACCUCACGUGCACACCGUUAGAUAUUUUCUUCUCUCUUUCUCCGUUCUGUUACAAACCAAUCGCAUCAAACGUAACAAACAUAUUACACGCUGGUGAUUUUUCCUAACCGAGACUAUCUCUCACGCGCUCUUUUCGAGCGUACGAUAUCAACAACUUAGUAGCUAUUUCCUCCAUAACCAAAAACAAGGUGCAUAGCGCAUCCCUUCGUCACCGUUCACUCCCACAAAUCCAAUUCACUUCUCUUCACCGGUGACGGAACUUUCAAUUCUCCUUUUUGAAGUUUGCAGAUUGAUGACAACUUGUUUGGUUUGGGCAUCAAGAACAAAAAGCGACCUCUGUAGUAUUUUGCUGGAAAGUAAUGGAAGCUCGUCCUGCUUUUUCAAUUGAAAGAUCAAGUUCCAAUCAGCUGAAUAACAUAGGGAUGUCUGGAGCACUUCCUUCAUCGUUGUCUGUGCAUCCAACACCUCUAGAAGAGACUUACCCCAGAUUUUCUGAUUCACAGCCGGCUUUUGUAGAAAAAGGUCUUAAGACAAGAACUUUUAAUCAUUCAAGUCAUAUAAGUUCCAGUGGAGCAGUUGGGCAUAUGUUUUCAUCUUCCCCUGGAUAUUCAACAGACCUUCAUCACUCAUCCCUUUCACCUCAUGAAAAACACUCUAGAAAUGCUCAUUUUAUUUCACAGUCAAUGAGCAACAUGGCUUCGGUGCCAUUACCGUAUUCUUCAAAUAAUGGUCCACUACCUUCUACAACAUCAACACAUUAUUCCAAUGGAAGCAGUGCUUCAUGGCAUGCAGAUUCCUUGCCUAGCUUUCUUGAUUUCUCUGUGAAUGCCUCAAUUGAUAAUAGCCAAGUAGAGAGCAGUGCCUGCAAUAUUAUGGCUACUGAGGAGUUUCCUAAGCGAAAUGAUUGGCAGGAGUGGGCUGACCAGCUAAUCAGUGACGACGAUACUUUGACUUCUAAUUGGAAUGAUCUUCUUGCUGAUAAUAUUCAAGAUCUUGAGCCAAAGGCGGCGGAUCCCAUUUCGAAGUCAUCUUCACAAUUUUCGGCAGGACACCAAUCACAAGGCCACCAACAACUUCCAGCUCUAUCUGGAGAAAACAAUGUUGGUGUCGCUCCAUCUUCCUCAGCAAAUUCUGCACCUGCCAAGCCACGGAUGCGUUGGACUCCUGAGCUUCACGAGGCAUUUGUGGAGGCUGUCACCCAACUUGGUGGGAGUGAAAGAGCUACCCCUAAGGGUGUGUUGAAGCUCAUGAAAGUUGAAGGAUUAACUAUAUAUCAUGUUAAAAGCCACUUACAGAAAUACAGGACAGCUAGAUAUAGACCAGAGUCUUCUGAAGGAGCUGCGGAGAAAAAACUAAGCCCCAUUGAAGAUAUUUCAUCUCUAGAUUUGAAAACUGGUAUUGAGAUCACGGAAGCUCUGCGAUUGCAGAUGGAGGUCCAGAAACGGUUGCAUGAACAGCUUGAGAUUCAAAGAAAUCUACAGCUGCGAAUAGAAGAGCAAGGCAGGUACCUCCAGAUGAUGUUUGAGAAGCAAUGCAAAUCUGGUGUUGAACCAUUUAAGGCAUCUUCAUCAGCCAUUGGGGAUCCAUCUGGUGUGUCUUCUGACACCAUGAAAGAUUCUCUUGCCAAAAAUGAAUCAGAAGCAUCCAAAACAGACCAUUGCAGGUCAGGACCUGAUCAAGCUAAUGGUAGUACCACAGUUGAGGAAAGCUCACUGCAGGAUACCUCCAAAGUCCAAGCUUCUGAUGAUCUUAAGCAAAAUGAUAACGAAGAUAGCGCUCAACCCCCUAAGCGUCCAAGAACAGAUGAGUAAACCUUAUGCUACUGAAUCAGCAUUGAACUGACAAGACAAUACUGAUUCAUUUGAGAUAUAAUUUUAGCAAGGAAGACUUGAUUGAUCAAUGGCUAGAGCUCUAUAACUUAACGUAUUCCUCACGUCCUCUUGUGUUGAAAGAGGACUUCUAUGUUUACCUUUCUUUUAGUUUUAAGUUAAAGUUUUGACCAUGAUGUUCUUCAAAACCUUAUCUUAUUUGGUAUCUUGUUUAGGAUGAGAUUCUAGUGUACAGUGCAGAUAAUGGCUUCACCUUAUCUUAUCAGGAUAGUAUCUUAUCAACAUCCUACGACACAAAUUUCAUUGUUGGUAUGUACUACAUUUCUAAUAUGAACUGUUUGUGAUAAUUGUAUCAAAAUAAAAAGAAUAAAAAAAAUGUAGAAUUCUAGUUCCUUUA